This is a messenger RNA of Exophiala aquamarina CBS 119918, 1203 nucleotides long. RefSeq lists its product as uncharacterized. Gene Ontology annotation, molecular function: monooxygenase activity; FAD binding. Lineage: Eukaryota; Fungi; Ascomycota; Eurotiomycetes; Chaetothyriales; Herpotrichiellaceae. The transcript has 5 exons. The record is from RefSeq and is a predicted model, not a curated record. Gene Ontology annotation, biological process: secondary metabolite biosynthetic process. The coding region runs from base 1 to 1203 and encodes 400 amino acids.
AUGGGUUCUGUGGGAGUCGAGGCUCCUUUGAAAGUCAUCAUCGUCGGCGCAGGACUUGGAGGAUGUGCGACGGCACUGGCGAUGCACAGCGCUGGGUUCGAAGUAGUUGUUUUUGAGAAAGUGAGGAAUUUCCUCAGGUUGGGAGACUCCUUAGGAUUGGGUGAGAAUGCACUCAAGCUCCUGGAUCGAUGGUCGCCGAGCCUACGAGAGCGACUUGUUGAGAUUGGCAAUAAAUCCGAAAUGAUGCAGAUUCGUCGAUGGCAUGAUGGCAAGAUCCUGGCUCAACAGCCUCUGAUGGAUAUGGCCGGCUUCAUUGGCCAUCGUGGCGACUAUCACACUGGAUUCUUGAAUGCUGUUGCUGAAAAAGGCAUACCCGUCCACAUGGGGACUGAUGUGGUGGAUUAUAAUGACAGCAAUCCCUCGGUGACAUUGGCUAACGGCGAGGAGCACUACGCCGACAUUGUUAUUGCUGCCGACGGUAUCAAGUCGCGUGCCAGAGAACUGGUACUUGGAUUUGACGAUAAGCCCAAAUCAUCGGGGUAUGCGUGCUUCAGAGCCUUUUUCAAAGGUUCCCAUCUCAAGGGCGAUCCAUUGACCGCCGAGUUCGUAGAGAAAGAAUGCGUCAACAUAUGGAUCGGGAAGGACCGACAUUUGGUUCAAAACACGCUUCGAAAUGGUGAAGAGUUUAAUUGGAUCAUCACCCACAAGGACACCGAGGAUAUCAAGGAAUCUUGGUUUCAACCUGGUGACAUGAACGCAGUACGGGAACUCGUUGCCGACUGUGACCCUAGGAUCUCAGCUGUGGUCUCCAAAACGGAGGAGUGUUUAGAUUGGAAGAUUUGCUACCGAGACCCCAUUCCAACGUGGGUGAGUCGAAACCACAAGGUGGCUUUGGUGGGAGACUGUUGCCAUCCACACCUGCCAACAAGUGCCCAAGGGGCAAGCCAAGCGACAGAAAGCGCAGCGGUGCUCGCACAGUGCUUAUUGCUGGCAGGGAAGGAUAACGUUCCACUGGCAACUCGAGUCUAUGAGAAGAUUCGAUUCCCGCGAGUCCGCCGGGCCCAGACAAAUGGAGAGGAUGUUCGAGAUCGAUGGCAUUCUGCUCUUGACAAAGUUGCAGAUGGCGAGGAGAUCGACCCUUACAGCAUCCAUAUCAGAGUUAGCCACAUCCUUUGCCAUCCAUAUUAUUUCGUCGCGCACUAA